This is a messenger RNA of Dicentrarchus labrax (European seabass), 2210 nucleotides long. RefSeq names its product CMRF35-like molecule 5. The record is from RefSeq and is a predicted model, not a curated record. NCBI's taxonomy places the organism in Eukaryota, Metazoa, Chordata, Actinopteri, Moronidae. The transcript has 6 exons. Bases 9 to 935 code for a protein of 308 amino acids.
GAAUAAUAAUGAUGUAUGUGUACUCUUGCCUUCUUUGUGCUCUGAGUGUUGUGGCGGUGGAGCCUCUCAACUUAAAUGGACAUGUUGGGAAAAAUGUUACAUUCAAAUGCUCCGACUGGAACGUUUGGGCUGGUGUAAAAUCUAAUGUUAAGUACCUUUGUGAUAAUCCAUGCUCAGAAAACAAACACAUCAUCAUUAAAGCAGAAUAUGGAAAGACUGCACAUGAGAAUAGAAUAGAGUUAACUAACAGAGCAGAAGGUUUGUUUGUGACUUUCACUAAUCUCCAAAAGUCAGACUCUAAGAAAUAUUAUUGUGGAGUGGAGAGAUUUGGCCCUGAUCCCUUGAUAGAGGUGAAUCUUAAAGUUAUAGAUGAGUCUCCCAAGAAUACUCCAGCAACAUUUGCUGUUACAAGCAGCUCCACAGUGUCUUCAAGCAGCUCAGAUAGUAUUAGUGCUAUGUCUACAUCAUACAUCAUCCAUUGUACAACAACUACUGCACCAGCAACACAAAGAUCUGGAAGUGUUCCAUUUAUGAUUGUAGGUGUCAUUCUUAUACUAACCUUACUGAUUGCCCUUCUGUACCUUAUGAGGAAGAUGGCCAAAAAACAACUUGCAGACGCAUCACGUGCUGAUACACCACAAGAAGACAUGCGAGAGGAAGUUGAAUAUGACAAAAUCAGACCUGAGGACCAGCAAACUGCAUGCCAACCUGCAGGGGUCUCUACCCUCAGCUUCUCUGCAGACCCAGACAGUCUUUAUGCUAAUUAUUCCUCCCACCAAGGCACUGAAUUAGCAUUUUCCAGAGUCACAUUUCACCAAUGUGACUUGGUGUACUCUGUCAUUCCACUACCCAGUGAUCAAUCUGAACCAAAUCAAUCUGAAAGCAACACAAAUGACUCACUCUAUUCCAUGGCUCAGCUACCACAGGCAACCUGAAUGUGGCUACUGUGAGUGAAAAAAGGAACUUUCUUGAUCAUAUUGAUUAUGAUUUUUUAAAUGUAAAUUUAGAGAUAUAAUUUAAUAUAAAAUAAAAUGAGAGAUCAAAUGACAAGCAUAUUCUUUCAUCUUCAAUAAAGUAUCUUUCCGUUCAAUGAUAGUUUGGUAAGAGUAAUUACUUUUACUAAAUGGAUGGAUUUACUGAUAAUAAGCUUUCAGAAUAAUUUAAAUAAUACUUAGUGAGCAUCAAACUGCAAGUAACCCCCACCUUAAGAAAUAUGUUUGAUGCUUUACAUUCUGUAUUAAUAAUUGUAUUAUUUAGUGAGGAGUAAACAAGAAAGCCUGCCACUGUAUUAAACUUCAUGAUGCCAGAUUUGAAUCCCAAAACUCCUGUGACGUUGUCCAUCACUUGGUAGAAAGAACAUCUGCUUUGUGAUUCUAUUACUUUAUGAAAAUAUUUUAAAUUAACAAGUGGCUGAGACUGAGAGUACACAAAGACAUAUUCUUACUGAAAGGAUGUGUGUGAAGUUCAGUGAACAAACUGAAGUCUGCCUGUGACCCUGCUGGUUAUACAGUCUGCAGUAUAAAGUUGGAAUGAUGUUUUAUAAAAUGAAAUAUCCUAGAAACUGUACAUCACAGUUUUUUUUCUGAAUCUUAUCCUCACUAGUAGGCCUACUUAAUUAUGUAUUUUUAGAUCUUCUUCCUUUUUUGUGUCUUAGGCUUUUAUAAGGGUGAAUGGACGUGAUCCAGUAAUAUUCAUGAUGCUUCUGCCAUGUAUCAAGUAGAUCAGUAAGCUUUUUCUAUUUCAGACCACUUAGAGGAAGACUUGCCUCCCCAAAGCACCAUUACACAGCCCACAACUGUUUCACUUUAACAACUCACACUGGACCACUAAAUGCAAAUCUAUUGUUAUUUGAUUGUGAGGCACUUCAAGCCCAUUGUGUUUCUCUUUUUAAUAUAAAUAAUCCUCAGAUGUAUUUUGACAUAAAUUUAAAGUUAUUUGUUUAUUGUUGUUUUACUUCUACAAGAAUUGACCCUUUUGUAAACGUGUGUCUUUUUGUUUCAUUAUUUAUUCACAUAAUACAGUACAUUUAUUUUAGCAGGCUCACUUUGAGAACUGAAACUUUGCAUUAGUCACCUAUUACCUGAAACUAAAAGUGAUUUGCAUCUCUGUAAAGGGUGCUGUACAAAUAAUGUUAUCAAAUAAUUAAUUCAGAGAAUUGUGAAGUGUGUUCUUUAUAUUUGAGUUGUGCAAUUAAUAAAUCUGAGAGUUGA